Messenger RNA from Recurvomyces mirabilis, 417 nucleotides. RefSeq lists its product as uncharacterized. The coding region runs from base 1 to 417 and encodes 138 amino acids. The transcript has a single exon. NCBI's taxonomy places the organism in Eukaryota, Fungi, Ascomycota, Dothideomycetes, Mycosphaerellales, Teratosphaeriaceae. The record is from RefSeq and is a predicted model, not a curated record.
AUGGCCAGUAUGAACCUGCGCGAUCAUCCGGGUCCCGACGACAACCGUACGGUGCACUAUACAUCCGCGGUCACAGUCCGGGAAGUACAAGACCAGCUCAUCGCCGGAAAGGAGGGCCGGGCUGUAUGGCUCCGAUCUGUCAAACAUCAUAGCGAGCUUUCAGCCUUGACAGACUUCCCGGACGAUGUGGAAUUGGAGAUGGCGAUCGAGUAUCUCAAGCGACGUACUGAGAGUCGGCUCAGGGUAUCAGAUGUAGAGGUUGAACUUGUGUUGAAUACGGCGCAGAAUCUGCAGCGGAAGAUCGGGGCGCUAGAUGCUAGGUCAGCAAGCCAGGAGCAUCUGCCUAGGCGGAGUAAGAAGCAAUGGCAAAAGCGGUUGGAUCUGCUCGAUGCCUUGGAUCAGCUGUACUCGACCUGA